Messenger RNA from Mollisia scopiformis, 417 nucleotides. RefSeq lists its product as uncharacterized. NCBI's taxonomy places the organism in Eukaryota, Fungi, Ascomycota, Leotiomycetes, Helotiales, Mollisiaceae. The transcript has 2 exons. The coding region runs from base 1 to 417 and encodes 138 amino acids. The record is from RefSeq and is a predicted model, not a curated record. Gene Ontology annotation, cellular component: plasma membrane. Gene Ontology annotation, biological process: intracellular copper ion homeostasis; copper ion transmembrane transport. Gene Ontology annotation, molecular function: copper ion transmembrane transporter activity.
AUGGCCAUGACGUUCUUCACCGCAACCGAUACACCAUUGUACUCCAUGUCCUGGAUGCCCAUGACGACGGGCCAGUACGCUGGGACCUGCAUCUUCCUGAUCGCGUUCGCGACCAUUUUCCGGGCUCUGCUUGCGGUCCGGGUUAACUUCUUUGAGUUUUUGAAGGUGCUGAAGUAUCGGAGGGAGGGAGGGGGAGGGGUGAAGUUUGGGUAUGAGGAGAAGGUCGCGGUGCGGCCGUGGAGGGUUAAUGAAGCGGUGAUGUUGGGGUCGAUGGAUGUUGUGCUUGCCGGGAUUGGGUAUUUAUUGAUGAUUGCUGUGAUGACGAUGAACGUUGGCUAUUUCAUGUCUGUUCUCGCUGGUGUUUUCUUGGGCAGCUUUAUCUUUGGUCGCUUCAUGGCUUCCGCUGGCGGACAUUGA